AUGGAGUCGAGCACCAGAGGUAAAGAUGCAGGCAAUUUGUCGGAAGAGCUCGAAGUAAGGAAGGAAUUGGAGAAAGAAAUACGGGAUCAACUGGAGGAAUUAAAGGGAGGUCUCGGGAGACUAGAGCGCCAAGUAAGUACAAACUGUCGUGUCGCGCUUCGAAUGGCGAUGCGACAGUGUGUCGCGGUUGUCGCAACGCUCAAGCCACAACUGUGUUCAAUGGAAGGAUUGCGACACGUUUUUUUGACUGUUGCAAGUCAUUGAAUCCUGCGACAACCGACCGGUGCGACACUGAAGGGAUUGCACUGUGCAGUCUUUCCUCACAUCGUUGGCUGUAUCGAGUGAUCGCGCGGGAAAUCUGCACUGUGCAGCGGAAUUAAAAGAGCGCGAUUUUCUCGGGGACUGCACCGUGCAGCUGUAACAUUCUUUAGUGGAAAGACUGAUAACAUUCUUUUCCGGACAAACUGAUAUUUGUACCACUAACAGUAUUCUUUAAAAAAUUUAGAUUUUGAGUUUUAAAAUUUAAAUAUUUGAUUUUCCUACCAAUUUGGCAAUGUGUGACCCGCUCUUUUUUGAUGUUCCGGAUAAAAUAUGUUUACAAAUCCAAAAAUUUAGUUUUAUUUUAAGGUGCACGUCAAGUUGACUGCGGACUAAGAUGAUUUGUCACUUCGUUAUCGGGUCGAAAAAUAAAGAAAUGUCGUAGAAAAUAAAAUUUUAUUGUUUCGUUUUGCGUUUGGAAAUAAUUCCGGUCUUUUAGUAGCUUAGAACGUUGCAUGAUGCUAGUUAGGUCAAAAAAUUAGUAGGAUUUUUUUAUUUCUUAAUUUGGUUGUCUUAAUUGGCUUUUCUAUUUACUUUUUGACCGGAAAGUAGAAAAUUGUCCGAGAAAAAAAUCUUUUUCUUUUCGAAAGAAACUAUUCGCAACUAUUGAUUGUGACGAAGUGUGAAAAAAUUGCCAAGUCCGCGUUUUGUUUUAUUUCGACUUGACGUGAGGUGGUCUGUCAUUAUUUCCAAAAUACUAGUAAAGGCUCAAAGACUGUUAUAAGCUUGAAACACUGUGGCCAAUUUGGUGGAAUUUCAAAACGUCAUUUUUUGAUCUUGCUUUUCUCGAUUUUGGAUGGAAAGCGCGAUUUAGUACCUUGCUGAAGAUAUUAUGUUUACAUGAUCUUUCAAUUAAAAAAUCAGUCAAUCAGAGCGGGACAGUUGAGGUACUUUUCUUGUAAGCUAUGCUCUAGUUUAGCCAUAUACUAUUUGUCGGUUGUAAGCAACAAAUUGGGAGAAGUUCACCUGUACGUCAAAAACGAAAAAACUUGAAAAUAAGUCUACAGGAGAAAUUUUUCGUCCUCCUCUCCCCCCUCAGGGAAAAACAUAAUAAUUUAAAGUUUUUGCUUUUAACUUAACAUGUUGAAGAUUGAAAACAAUAUUUAUCUGAUGUAGUAUUGUCAUGGGCUGAUUCGUAAUUCGUUAAUUUUUUAAGUCAGGAUAAGUAAUUUUAACAGUACACGUCCUUUAACAGAACUCCUACCUCGUGUUAUAUUUAUAAUCUUUGACGAAUUCUAAAAUAAUGACUUUAUAGAUCAGAAGACACGGCUGUAUUUUUCUUUGUACAAUCUUUGGAAUGUUCUUUAUUUGGAAUUUUAUUCGGUGGCGCGAUAUUUUUGGUUGGUAAAAGAGGAUUCACAAUUCACACAACGUGAAACGUACGAAGCGAUAAUUUAAAUGUUGUGAUGUUGGUUGUUUAUCUGGAAAUAAAAACUAUUGGAGCGAUUGUAUAUUGAUACAAGUUAUAGCACCCUGAAGUUGCUUCAUUUACGUCGUUUAAAGUUUUUUGUGGAGACCGCUCCAAAUUUAUAAAUUUAGGCUGCGUAAAUGGUACCAAUGGGUCUGUUGGAAGAUAAAAAUAAUAAUUUAUUACAAUUUUUUACGCUCUGUGAUAUAUCUCAUUUCUGGGUUUGGUACCUUACGUUUGCCGUUUUAAAACAAGUUUUUUGUUAGACCACAACAAAUUGCAAGAACUAGUAUCAGACAAAGGUAUUCGGAUUUUUUCUUUCCGCUGUAAAUUUUCAAACUCAACGGAUCUUACAGGGAAAGUAUCUGGGAUGGGUGGUUGAGAGUCUGCAUGAGAAAAACAGGCGGAAGCAGUUACAGCGUGUGAAGAUCAAUUAAUUUUUUUUGACAUUCUUUAUUUAAGUUUUUGGAGGAUGAGUUCAAGGCGCACGGUGUUGGAGAAGAAGGUGGAAGUUAUUUGGAUAGAGGGGCUGAAAGCUAUCACAUACCAGAACAGGCUGUUUUUGAAGACAACCAACCGGUAGAGGAAGAACCUACCCCGCCGGUAACAUUUUUUUACUUUUACAAGAUAUUUAACUUAUUUGCUGAGGCCAAAUUACUCUAUGAUUACAGGUAAUCUGAUUUUUCAGAACAAGGACAAACUGUUUGAAGAAAGUGCGAAUUGCGAAGGCUUUGGAGUAAAGAAAGAUGUAGCAGAUUCAAGAAAACGGAAACGACCGGUUACACAGGGGUCGUCACGAUCGUCAAGUACUUCUAGGCCACAUUCUCAGGGCUCAAACCAUAAUAAGCAUCAUAAGAAGAAGAAGACUUUGGCUCUACCUUUCAUGAGUAACGGAUUUUCCUACGAAAGCAUGUAUGAUACAGAGGUCUCGAGUACGCUAGGGGAAGAGGAAUUGGGGAAACAGAUUGCUUUAGUAUUCGGAGAAUUGGAUGCGGUAAGUUACUAUUGUACUCGUAUGUAGUUUAAAUAACGAUAGUCUUGUGUCGAUUAAAUACGAGACUAUUUUGAUAACAUAUAAUCUUUUUUGAUAGGUGUUUUUUAAGAUUGUAACAGUUAUAAACAACCUUACGUUUUCUCGUGAUGUGAUUAAUAACAAUUUGCAGUUAUUAAUAAAUUUAUUUAUUGCACUUUUACCGAAAACCUUUUUUAUAGGUUACUAAGGGUUGAAACAUUAUAUUAUUAUGUUGUCCUUGUCAUCUUUAAAUCUUUACAUUUUCAGGGUUCGAUUGUGUUUGCAGUAAAGACAGUUGGAGUGGAGUUAGCUCAAGAAUUGUACAAAAAGACAUUGGAAGUGGAGAAGAAUGGAGGUAUGGCGGUAGAGAACGGUACCAGAAGACGAACACCCGGAGGGGUUUUCUUCAAACUACUCAAAGACAGUGAUAAGGUUGAUAAGCAGGUGAAGGUGGGUUCGAUUUCACAAUCAUAACGUAACAUUUCAGAUCAAAAUCAACGAGAACAGUCGAAAAAUGAUGGAGAAAAUGAGGAACGAAAAGCAAAAACAAAGGGUGAGUUAUCUGUGAUCAUAGCUUUGAAUCAAAGGCUCCAAAUGUUUCGAGUUUUUAAUUUUGAAAUAUUUGGAACGGUUAAAUUAGUCAUACUUUAUUGCAUGUUACGAUAACUGGUCAAAAAGUAUGUGGAAUCGUGUUUUGAACAAAUGGAAUAUUUUGAAUUUCUAUUUACUUUUUGACCGAAGGAGUAGUUAACUUGAAGGUUUUGAAAUAUGAAGAGUUAAAACAUUAUGUUAAUCACAUGAUUUUCAGGUCCAAAAGCUAAAGCCUCUUCCCAAAGCUGUAGAAGUCCUACUAGACAGCGGCGAUGCCCCAGUAGCGCCAUCCUUCGACCUGAAGUCGGAGAUUAAGAACCUCAUGGACUUCGAUUAA
Messenger RNA from Bursaphelenchus okinawaensis, 3666 nucleotides. The record is from the annotation of a GenBank genome assembly. NCBI's taxonomy places the organism in Eukaryota, Metazoa, Nematoda, Chromadorea, Rhabditida, Aphelenchoididae.